AAAAAUAAAAACCGCCGAAUCCAAUUUACUUCUUUAGUUGAGAGAAACGGGGCAGGCACUGAGUAAGCACACAAAAUUGAAGCAACCUAUAUGAGUGUUCUUGAUCAAAAGCUUCUUUCUCAGAUUAUCAUUUCUCCUAAAAAUUAGUCCUUUUAAGCAAAUUAAUCCCAAAGAUUGAUACUUUGUUUUCCUGAGAUUCUUCUUUUACUUCACUGUUUCUGGGUUUUGUAAUUUGAUGGUGAUGGAUGAUAAAGAUAAAUAUCGCGAAGUAGUAGAACAUUGGUCUUGCGAAGGUACUUCUCCAGCUCUAAUGGUUGGAGAUUCUACUGAGAUAACAGAAAUGCUAUCACCGAGCCAACAUCAACGAUGGCGAGGCCUUGUGUUAGAUAUACAAUCGAGAGAAGCUCAUGGCGAUUUCUUGAGAGCAAAUGGUUCCUUAAUUCAUAGCCCCGUUUCCAAAAGGUUCAAGUUUUCUCCAAUGUCCAGCCCUAGAACUGGGAGACGUGUUGGAUCAAUGAGUCCUUCCUCGUCAAGAAACAGAACGAAUCAGAAGAAUUUCAAAAACAGGAACCACAGUGCAGAUAUUGAGGAAGGUGUUGUGUCCCCUUUAGGAGAUGGUAGUGAUAAGUCUUAUAUUCCAAGAACAUGGUCUCUCACUAAUCUCUUAGCUCCUAGAAAAUCUAAGAAGACAGAGUCUUUUAUAACUCACUCAAACCCUGAGUCCAUGAACGGGAGGUAUGCCGUUGAGGUUGAUCCGGUUACAUCCAUGAAAGGGGAGCGUUUACUGCCUAUUCGUCGUACACGCUCUGUCCCCACAUUCUUCAACAAAGAUGGAAGUGUAAAGCCGUCAAGUGUUUUCCGCGUGAUUCCUACUCCGUCUCGUGGGGAUGAGAAGAGACUAGAGAUGACGCAGGCAUCGAAAUUGAGUAAACUCCACGAUGAAAAUGAUGAUGGUGGAGAAGAUGUUCCUGAAGAAGAAGCUGUGUGUAGAAUCUGUAUGGUUGAAAUGGAAGAAGAUGAAGAAGCUUUUAAGAUGGAAUGUAUGUGCAAAGGGGAACUAGCUCUUGCCCACAAAACGUGCACUAUCAAAUGGUUUACAAUUAAAGGGAACAUAACAUGUGAUGUGUGUAAGCAAGAGGUGAGAAAUCUCCCGGUUACCCUUCUACGUGUGCAGGAUUCUCAAAACCGUUCUAGAGCAGCCAGGGAUAUCGAGAUUUCACGGUUCAAUAAUGUAUGGCAAGAUAUUCCAAUUCUUGUCAUUGUAAGCAUGCUUGCAUACUUCUGUUUCCUUGAACAGCUUCUGAUUAUAGAUAUGAAAUCUAGCGCCGUUGCAAUAGCUUUACCGUUCUCUUGCAUUAUCGGUCUUCUUGCAUCAAUGAUAUCAACAACAAUGGGUAAUAAAGAAGCUACUUCGAAAUUAUAUAUUUUUUCGUAUUCUAUAUUGAUCAUCAGUCUUAAGUGGUUUGGUUUGUUGCAGUGAAGAAGAACUAUGUAUGGAUCUACGCCACCGUUCAGUUCGGUUUUGUGGUCCUUUUCGCUCAGCUUUUCUACAGAGUUGUAAGAUUUGAUGUGAAGCAGCCGGUAAUGUGCAUUGUCUUAGCCACUAUGAUCGGAUUUGGACUCACCAUGACCGGCACAACAGCUAUUAACGAGUAUUUGAAAUGGAGGAGAAGCAAUUCCCACCUGCCAGAAGAGCCAGCAAGUACUCAGGUGGUUUGACAGCAGCGUAGAUCUUUUGAGUGAAGCUAGAGUCCCUAAAGGGUUGGAUCGGUUUUCAAUUAACCGGUCGGGAUUCGGUUUUCGGUUUAGCUUUAAUCGACUUGUCUAGGUUGAGAUCAGAUUUGGUUUUCAAUACUUCCAAGUCUUUUUUUUUUUGCCAACUAAAAUAUAAGGAAUGAUGAUAGGCACACACAUGACACAUAAAAUCAUAAUGAACAGUAGUAUGAUUAGCAAUCCAUAUUUCUUGGAUAACACUUCUUCACAGCUUUUUUGACAGGUCACUAUAACACCUUUUUCAGUUCAUUUUUCAUUUUCAAUCCUCACCCACCCAAACUCUCCCUUCAAAGCAAUGUCUCUCCUC
Molecule: messenger RNA, 2080 nt
Organism: Arabidopsis thaliana (thale cress)
Lineage: Eukaryota; Viridiplantae; Streptophyta; Magnoliopsida; Brassicales; Brassicaceae
Product: RING/U-box superfamily protein
Exons: 5
Coding region: 236-1480 (414 amino acids)
Molecular function (GO): zinc ion binding
Source: RefSeq, marked reviewed